ACAUAGCACACGAGGUUAGAGGGAGACGCGGAGCUGUGAGCGGGAGGCGGCGCUCAUGGCAGCAGCUGGAGGGGAUCCCCGGACAAUGCUGUGUAUGACAGGGGCUGGAGUGAGGGAAUCCCCGGAGCCGAGCUGGAACCUGCAGCAUCUCAUCCCUUGUGUCUGAGAACCAUUAGCAUUGCCUCUAUGGACAAUCUCUCGUAAAACUGUGGCCCCCGUGUGUCUUAUGUGGACGUAGCUGAUCGCCUCUCUCAAGACCAGAUCUGCUGUAGUUAAUGAGGCAGCCGCCCAGUGAGUGUGACAUGGCUCUCAGCGGGACCUUGCUGCCAUCCAUCUCCACCUUUACAUCGGGGACUCCGGGCAAGGACAAAGUGUUGAGACAGGCAAGUGUUGGCGACAGGUGGAGAGAAGAGUUGUCCCACAUGAAAAGACAUCCUGCACUUAACCAGUCUCGGCCCUAUGAUGGUGUAGAGGGCCACGCUACUGCUUUUGGGUCUCGCAGAGAUCAAGAGGAAUUUAAUGAGUUACUGGACUUUGAUUUUAUACUCUCUAAUUCUCUAAUUCAUCAGGAGUCUAUGCUGGCAUCUUCCUCGUCUUCUUCCUCUGCUACUGCCUCAUCACCUCCACCGGCUGUUUCACUACCAGACAGCAUGUCUGCGCUCUCGCCACCUGCCAACUGUAAUUUUACCUACCAGCUAUCUUGCCCUCAGGAAGUACCUGGAGGCACCACUCUUAUAUACAGUUCUAGGGAAUCCACUGUGCCAAACCCCACUUUUAACCUGGCGGAUAUAAAUGACGUGUCUCCUUCUGGUGGAUUUGUGGCUGAGCUUUUGAGACCUGACUUGGACCCUGUUUAUAUGCAACAAGCACAGGCGAGUCUACAAGGUAAAUUUGUACUGAAGGCUGCUGUGGAUAUGAGUGAUUAUGGCCAGUCCGUCAGUGUUAGAAAGGCUGGUUCUGGUAUGGACAGUCCCAUGGUAUACAAUAGCCAUCAACUGCCAAGGAUGUGUCAAAAGAUCAAGCAGGAACCGUCUGCUGCUUGCUCUGUCUCAUGCCAAAUGGAUGGACAAGGUCAGCAGUCGCAAGGACAGCAUGACUUCCAAGUGGUCAGGGUGCUGCCAAGCAGGACUAACCAACCUUUGUCCCCAGAUGAGCUAAUGGUAAGAGAUUGCCAUGCUUCCCCUCAGGCGUUAAGUCACCCCUCUCUGUCAAUACCUCCUGGCUACCACACUUCUGCAAGCUUUCCUCACUUUUCACCAGACCAGCAGCCUCAGCUUCCUCCAACUCAGCUUCAAUAUCAAGGUCAGUCUUACCUAAAUAUUUUUGAAGAACCUUUAAACUUUCAACUAUUGAAACAAGAAGUGAUGCUGACUCCACCCUCUUCACCUCUAGAGCUUUUAACCCCGGGCAGCUGCAUGUCUGAAGAAGUUAAGCCUAAGAGGGGUCGCAAGUCCUGGCCAAGGAAAAGAACAGCUACUCACACUUGUGAGUAUGCAGGCUGUGGAAAGACCUACACCAAAAGUUCACAUCUAAAGGCCCACCUGCGCACACAUACAGGUGAAAAGCCAUACCACUGUGACUGGGAAGGCUGUGGGUGGAAAUUUGCUCGCUCCGAUGAACUGACGCGCCACUACCGGAAACACACUGGUCAUCGGCCUUUCCAGUGCCAGAGAUGUGACCGAGCGUUCUCUAGGUCAGACCAUCUUGCCUUGCACAUGAAAAGGCACUUCUGAGUGCAUGAAGUAGUCACCGACUAAAUACUGCCAUAGGAUUUUCAGUAUUUGUGGGACAUACAAUACAUGGGGAUGGGAGGAAAACAAAUGUAAGCACUACAAGCUGCCAUGUUUUGUGAGGAAGCAAGAAUUGGGAGCCUGAAAUAACUGCAUAACCAUUCUCUACUGCAUGUCGGAGAACAUACUAAUUUAAUGAACAGUUUCUAAGAAAAUGGGUCUUUGACUGGAUCUUCAAUCAUUCCAUUGUUGGAUAAAACUGGACUUGUUUGUGGACUUGAUCUUAAGGGUCAAUGACUGGAAAAUGGUGGUUGCACUAUUCACACAUCUCCAAUGUAGGCCCACCUGCUGCUGUCCUGUAUUCUCAUCUAGCUCCACCAGCCAGGUGAAGGGCUUUACAUGCUACACCUCUCUUGUUACCAAAGAAAUGUGUAAUAUUUGAGGAAGUCAGAAUUUAAUCUUU
Molecule: messenger RNA, 2193 nt
Organism: Bufo bufo (common toad)
Lineage: Eukaryota; Metazoa; Chordata; Amphibia; Anura; Bufonidae
Gene: KLF4
Product: Kruppel like factor 4
Exons: 4
Coding region: 276-1733 (485 amino acids)
Biological process (GO): regulation of transcription by RNA polymerase II
Molecular function (GO): DNA-binding transcription factor activity, RNA polymerase II-specific; RNA polymerase II cis-regulatory region sequence-specific DNA binding
Source: RefSeq, a predicted model, not a curated record